GGUAGUUAGGUUGUUCGGGAUGUUCUCCCAUAUUUCGGCUCUCUUGGUUUACCGUGUUUUGUUCUGACAUAGGCUCUCAAGAGACAGCCCUGAGCAGGCGAUAGUGUGAUAGCGUUCCUCGACCUUCUCACCCACUCCACUGAGUAUGCUGGAGGGGAAGAAAAUGAAACCUUCAAAGGUUUCCACGCAGACAUCGGCUGCGGCAUCAAAGAUCAAGAACAAGAUGCUCAACACGUCGUCGUUCUUCAAGGUCUCGUUGAAGACCAACAACAAGGACUUAGCUCUGGCUCUGCAGGUGCAGAAGGAGAGGAGCCGGCAGCUGGAGAUGGAGAGCAUGUACCUGAAGAAGCAAGUGGAGGCUCUGUGCUUUGAGCUUGCUGCCAGGAGAUACAAGCACAGGAAACUGCUCCUCAUCCUGAAAGAGCUCCGGAGCAACACUCUGCAUCACUUGGGCAUGGUGGCUGACCUUUUCUCCUCUGACAGUGAUCUCGCUGAGCUGUCUGAUGACUGCAACAGGCCAUCUGUUGGCACCAAGGAAGACGAUAUUCAGAUGGAAAGGCUUGCAGAUCAGGUGCCUGUUCAGCCAAAACUUUCAAGGGAUGAGAUCUCUCCCACUAAACAUACAACAGUGGACUCACCGGAGAAAAACACCUUGACCAACCUCUUAAGUAUCCAGAGCAGACCUAGCAAGACCAGUGAUUCUUGUGAAGAUUGCAAAAACAACACUGAAAUCCAUUUGGGCCCAGAAAUACAAGUUCUCCAGACACAAACGUACCGCCAGUCUAACAGCCUGAGGGAUCAAGUAGAGAGAUUGUCGAAGAUUUUCUCUCAGUCUCUAGGUGAUAUCGAUCCAGUGCCGUGUCUUCAAAACAGCCAUAUCCCCUCAGUUGUCAACUCAUCUGACAAGUCACAGCCAUCUAUCUCUGAUGGUUCCAAUCAUCCACGUCGCUCAGUCUUGGCAACUGAACUGGAGCAUGAUAAUGGACAAAAGACAGUGCUUCUGAAUGCAACAAUGGACAUGACUAUAGGAGAUGCUGCUGAAAUAAUAACUGUGGAAACCAAGGGCAAAAAAAUCAGUAACUCUUGCAAAUUGAAAAAGAAGAAAAACACACAUGCAAAAGAUGUAGCGGCUGUGAAGGCAGCAAAGGAAGACAAAGGAAAUAAAGAGCAAGCUAGUGCUGCUGAGGUGCCACAGGCAAAGAGCUCUGAAGACUCCAGGCAGACUGAGAUACAGUGUGCACCCACUGCCACUUUGUCUGAGACAGAGAACUCUACACAGGAGGCCUUUACAGAUACUGAGGUCAGUGAGUUUCAGCCAGCAAAGUUACAAGUUAGGACUCAUAUUACUUCUCGUAUCCCUAAACUGAAGAAGUCAGAGGCUGGCAAAUGUCAGACAACAUUGGAGGAAAAUUCCAAGUCGUCGGAGCCAACAGAGUCAAUGUCACAGGGUCACAACAGUGUCUCACAUGAGAAAGAUGAUUAUUUUAUGGAUCCAGAAAUUCAGCGCUUCACAGCAAAAGAAAGUUCAAAAUCUUCAUCAGAGAAAGAUACUCUAGAAGAGGCAAAGCCCAAGAGUAAAUGCCAGAAGAUUUCUUUCAUUUCAAAAAAAGAGCAGACGAUCACAAGGAAGACCUUUGUCAUCUCAAGGGAUUUGCCAUCACAUGAAAGAGUCAUGAGCAUAACUUGCAGUGAAAGUCAGCAGUCCAGAACUGGGAUUGGUCACCAGAAUCCUGACCUUGAGGAAGAACAUGGUGGAAAAUAUGAAUCAUUCCAAGAUCAACAAUCCCAUGACGAGAUCCUGGCUUGUGCAGAUGACCGUGUCACACAGCUAGACUCAGAGCGUGUGCACCGUCUCUCACUCAGUGGCAGCAAACCUCAAGGGAAAACACAGACUCCAACAAAUUCUGGAAGAAACCAUAAAACAAGAUGCAGAGGGACAUUUGUUGUCUCAGUGACCAGACAGAGCUCCUCAUCAAACAGGGAAUCAUCAGAAGUUGGUGCUGCAGAGCCUGUAUUUACUGCUACGGAAUACAAAUGUAUGGCAGAAGAAUCACAAGAAGUCACAGAUACCAGUCUUGUGUGGCGACUUUCUGAACCAGGGCACAGUGAUACAGAUCCUGUCAAGGAAACACAGAGCUCCUGUAAGCGUCCUUGGGGGGCUACUCAGGACCAAGAGGCCACUCCAGAGGACUUCUGUAGCAAAAAUAACCAUGAAAUACUGCCAUUGGAUAAUGGGUCUACUACCACCACAGAGUUUCAGCGACCUAAAAAGGCCCGGAGAGAGAAAACAGGACGAAUCAGCAAGAAGACAGCCCCACAGACGGAGGAGUCUGUUGAACCUCUGAAUGACAAAAAAAAGAAGAAUAAGAAACACAGCCAAAGAACCCAAGGAUUUAUGUCUCAGGAUGGUGCAUGUUCUCUUCAGGAUUCCAGUGAUACCAUAAUUCUCCAAGGCAGAGCAACUGAAAUUUCUGAUCAUAGAACAAAUAAAGGAGAAGUUAAUGUCUUACAAGUGGCUGACUUAUGUGAAGAGGAUGAAAACUUUGAACAUUCAUAUGGGUCCCCAUUCAGCAACUCAAAGCACAGGAUGAGUCAGAAGCCAAAACAGCACCGGGAGACAAACAAACUGCAUACACCCACACAAGCCACAAAUCCAUCUGAUCGCUCCAGACUAAAAAGGGAGACGUUUGUUGUCUCUGCUUGCAAAUCUCAAGACAGCGUUUCAUUCACCACCAGUUUUAGGGCAUCUAAUGUGUCUUCGGCCUACAGUCACACAGCAGACGCAGGCGGUGAGGCAGUUCAUCAGAGUGUUGGAGACCUGCUGAUGGACGAGAUGCCGCCAUGGGUGGCCAUGGAUGUCAGCGCUGCUGGCACUGAGCUGGACUACCCGGCCUCUAGUCCCAAGAGGGUGACCUCCGGCAGGGUAGCAGUAUACGAGGAGCCUGCUGAAACCACAGCUGAAGCCUCUCCAGCAGGAAAAGUGCUGACAUCUCUGACUAACACCAUCACAACCACAGAUGAUGGAGGUACAGGGCGCACAAGGAGACGUAAUGCCAAUGUCAGCUACAAGGAGCCGCCCCUCAACUGCAAAAUGAGGCGUGGAGACAAGUUCACUGAUACCGAGUUCCUGAGUUCUCCGAUAUUUAAGGAUGGCAAAAAGAAGAGACAAAAGAAGACCCAUGAAUCCAAGACCCAAAAUUAGAGACACCUCCCUUUGUGGAUUGAUUUACCUUAGUUUGUUUUAAUUCAUUGCUUUUUUUUAAUGCUUGAAUAAAGCCUUGUUCUUAAGGAAAACUAAGCAUGUUUUCAAGAUUGGACAAAGACUUUAUAUGCAUCUGUAAUAUGCACACAUUACAGACUUUCUGAUUUGUAUUUUCUGAUGACCAGGCACUUCUGUCAGUUUCCCAGUGUUGUCUGGUUGGUAAUAGUUAGAGAGAUUGACAGGAGGUUGGGCCGUAAAUUAUUCAGCCCAGGCUGUUCACCUGAGAAGGCUGCUCUCCUGGGUCCAUACAGCUUUUGACGACAAGAGUUCCUUAGAGAGACUGCUAGCUGCAGUCUCGUUUGACCACCUGCAGUAUGUUUAGGAGUGUGUAUUUUCAUGUAAAUUGAGGUACUGCAACCUGUUUUUUGGAGCUCAGCUGUGUCUGAUCAUACAGAAUUGUGUGGUGAGUACGGACACUGGUCAUGAUGUAUUCACCCUCUGAUGUGACAGGAAUGAUUUUGUGUAAGUUUUUUUUUUUUUUUUUUUUUUUUUUAACAAGGAAUAAAUUACAUAUUCUUUGA
Myripristis murdjan (pinecone soldierfish) is the source of this 3783-nucleotide messenger RNA. It is a transcript of the gene sgo2, whose product is annotated as shugoshin 2. The record is from RefSeq and is a predicted model, not a curated record. The transcript has 9 exons. Gene Ontology annotation, biological process: meiotic chromosome segregation; meiotic sister chromatid cohesion. Gene Ontology annotation, cellular component: chromosome, centromeric region; kinetochore; nucleus. The coding region runs from base 146 to 3202 and encodes 1018 amino acids. NCBI's taxonomy places the organism in Eukaryota, Metazoa, Chordata, Actinopteri, Holocentriformes, Holocentridae.